Molecule: messenger RNA, 2178 nt
Organism: Manis pentadactyla (Chinese pangolin)
Lineage: Eukaryota; Metazoa; Chordata; Mammalia; Pholidota; Manidae
Gene: SELENOP
Product: selenoprotein P
Exons: 5
Biological process (GO): selenium compound metabolic process
Cellular component (GO): extracellular region
Molecular function (GO): selenium binding
Source: RefSeq, a predicted model, not a curated record
GUCAGGCUGAUGAUAAAAAUCAGUUCAGGGGUUUGCUCUGCUUGGGAGGUCACAGCCAGAGUGGACACUGAACUUUGGACUCUAGCUGAGGGGUGAGGUAAACAACAGGACUAUAAAUAUCAGAGUUGCGAGCUGUGGCUUUGUGAAGCUGCAGAGCUGAGCAGAGAGAAGGAAACAGGCUAGCUGGAAGGGGUUGUGACAACCCCAGCGAUGUGGAGAGGCCUGGGGCUUGCCCUGGCCCUCUGUCUCCUCCCGGGGGGAGGAACGGGGAGCCAGGGGCAGAGCUCCCUCUGUAAGUGGCCCCCGGCCUGGACCGUGAGGGGCCGAAAUCCGAUGCUGAACUCGGUUGGGUCAGUGACUGUGGUCGCUCUUCUUCAGGCCAGCUGAUACCUGUGCAUUCUGCAGGCUUCCAGAUUGGAAGAGCUGCGAGUAAAAUUGGAGAAAGAAGGAUAUACUAACAUCUCCUAUGUUGUUGUUAAUCAUCAAGGAAUCUCUUCUCGAUUAAAAUACAUACAUCUUAAAGAUAAGGUUUCAGAGAAUAUUUCUGUUUACCAACAAGAAGAAAGCCAAACAGAUGUCUGGACUCUUUUAAAUGGACAGAAAGAUGACUUCCUCAUAUAUGACAGAUGCGGCCGUCUUGUAUAUCAACUUAGUUUGCCUUACUCCUUCCUAGUCUUCCCAUAUGUGGAAGAAACCAUUAAGAUUGCUUACUGCGAAAAGAAAUGUGGAAACUGCUCUCUCACGACACCAGAGGAUGAAGACUUCUGUAAGAAUGUAUCUUCGGCUACUGUGGAACAGACCACCGAGGCCCUGCAGCCACCUCAUCAUCACUGGCAUGGUCAUGCGCAUGGGCAUCAGCAUCUUGAAAGUGGUCAGCUUUCAGAGAAUCAGCAACCAGAGGCACCAGAUGCUCCUGUGCACCCCCCGCCUCCAGGCCUUCAUCACCACCAUAAGCACAAGGGCCACCAAAGACAGGGUCACCCAGAGAACUGAGAUAUGCCAGCAGGAAGUGAAAGUUUACAACUUCCUGUUCCACGAAAGAAGCUCUGACGAAAGGGAUGUAUAAACCAAUUACUCUGCAAGUUGCCCCAAAAUUCAGAGUUGGCCCCUAGCAGCUGAUGCUGACACUGUCGACACCUGGUAUUUGAAAAAACAGGGUCUGCAAUCACCUGACAGUGUAAAGAAAACCUCCCCUCUUUAUGUAGCUGACAGGGACAAUGGGCACAGGAGAACGUCAUUGAAUCUUGACAGUGACGUUUGCCUGCAGCUGCCUGACAGGCAAGUCAGCAGCUAAAGCCCACAGAAGCCAGCACCAAUUGAAGCUGAAAAAAUAAGGCAGAAAUGUGAAAGUGACCUUCAAACUAAAUAUUUAAAAUAGGAUAAAUUCCCCAAGUCAGUCUAGACAAUUUCUACCAUUUUUACAAGCUACCUAUUUAAUAGUGAUCCAAAAACAGAAAUUGGAUUUGUGCAAAGAAAUCUAUUAUACUAACUUCCAAAUUUUAAAAUUUGAGUCAAAGAAAUUUUCACCCAAACCAUAUUUUUAUUACAGGGCAACUGAAAGGUGAUUGAAGCAUUUGGUUAAUAUGUUUUUCUUUUUCUUUUUCCAGCUUUCUACUUGCAUUAGUGAGAACAGAAACAGAAACUAUGACCUAGGGGUUUCUGUUGGAUAGUUAGCAAUUUAGAAAGGAGGAAGAACAACAAAAACAUGUUUUCCAUUUUUUUCUUUAUUUCUCAAAACAAUAUUAUUUUUGUCUUUUUAAUCUUACAUGUUUAACUGAUUAAACUUUGAAACAAUUCUACUUUUUAAGAUCCAGAAAUACUUACACAUGAAUAUUUUGCCAUGACUACAUUUUAAAUAUCCAUUUUUACUCUAAGAUCCAUAUCUUGAUUUUUGCUAUCACAUAUCAAUGGAACCUUUAUAUCUUGUUUUCUUUAUCUAGCAUUGUAUUGAAUCUUUAAAAUUUGAGAUUGCCUGUCUUGAAAGCAGUAAGGGAAAAGAUAAAAGAAUGCUGACUAUCUCUUGAUUGCUUAGUAAGUAUUUCCAUAGUCAAUGAUGGUUCAAUAGGUAAACUAAGUCCUAGAAACCUGAAUUCUUUUAUGGUAAAUACUGUUAAGCAAGAAUGCAGUACACAGUUGGCCAAGUGUGGAUUUCUUUAAAUAAACUCAAUUAAAAAUGUU